This is a messenger RNA of Nematolebias whitei (Rio pearlfish), 1652 nucleotides long. RefSeq names its product tRNA methyltransferase 61B (gene trmt61b). Gene Ontology annotation, cellular component: tRNA (m1A) methyltransferase complex. Lineage: Eukaryota; Metazoa; Chordata; Actinopteri; Cyprinodontiformes; Rivulidae. Gene Ontology annotation, biological process: tRNA methylation. The record is from RefSeq and is a predicted model, not a curated record. The coding region runs from base 162 to 1616 and encodes 484 amino acids. The transcript has 8 exons.
CCACACGUGCUUGCUCAGGAUUUUCGUACAGUGACCUUCGUUUAGUAAUAUCGCAAAGAGGAAUGAACCAUUUAGUUAUUAAAGUCUGCCAGUUUCUACCUACAGAUGGGAUUUUGUGACUAGGACAUAUUUUCUGACAAAGUUGAUUGUAAGUUUAAGCCAUGGUUGUGCAUGUGCCCUUUAGAUUUUUGUUUAUUGACAGACUGGUGACAUUGUGCGCAUCUAAACAAAUUCACAACAGAAACAGGCAUGUUUUAAUUCAUCUGACUGAAAGAAGUUGUAUUGCAAGAACCUUUUGCACAUCUUCUGUGAGAUCUAAUGAGAAUGAGGAGGACUGUGCAGAUUCUUCACGCCUGAGCACCAAGCUGGCAUCCAGACAGGAUCUGCUUUCCAGGAGAAGGCGACACUUGUCCCCUAUGGAGAGGAUCAGCAGCCUCCUCCCUAAGGAUUUUCAGAGUCCAGAGGUGAUGCAGCUGAGAGAGGAGAGGCUGCAGGAACCAGAUAGAGAAGCAAACAUCCAGAUGUUGGACUCAGACUGCAUACAGCAGGAAAAUGGAUCAAACAGAGUCCCUAAAGAGGAACAUCUGGAGCCCCAGCGUGCAGUAGAGACAACACCAUCACUUUUGGAAGAGCAGCAGGUGUCACCCUCUCUUACAGGGGAGACCUUGCUCAGUUUUGGGGAGCUGCUUGUUGCCGAGUACCGAAAGAAAAAACUGCUGGAGUUCAGGAUGUUGUUCCAGCUUCAGAGCAAUGCUCGUCUGCAGAGCAGCUGGGGGGUCAUCCUGCACAAUGAUGUAGUCGGGCAGCCUGCAGGCUGUUUCCUAAAGACACACAGGGGUGUUCCCAUCUUCUUCCGCCGGGCCAGUCUGGAGGAUUACGUGCUUUACAUGAAGAGAGGACCUGCAAUCUCGUACCCCAAGGAUGUGGCCACCAUGCUGAUGAUGAUGGAUGUGACGGAGGGGGAUCGUGUGUUGGAGUCAGGCUCUGGGUCGGGGGCCAUGUCUCUGUUUCUGUCCAGAGCAGUGGGAGCGAAAGGCAGCGUGCUGAGUGUGGAGGUCAGAGAGGAUCACUACACAAGAGCUGUGAAGAACUACAGGAAGUGGAGGAAAUCGUGGGGUCUGCGACAAGGGCAGGAGUGGCCCAACAACGUGCAGUUUCACAACACCGACCUCUGCGAUGCCUCCUCGCUCCUCGCCGGUCGGGGCUUUCACUCCGUUGCUCUUGACAUGAUCAACCCUCAUCUGGCGUUACCCAUAGUGUUCCCACAUCUGCAUGUAGGAGGAGUUUGUGCCGUCUACCUCGCCAAUAUAACGCAGGUAAUUGAGCUGAUGGAGGGUAUUCGAUGUUACGCACUACAAUUUCUCUGCGAACGCAUCAUCGAGGUUCCGGUCCGUGAAUGGGUGAUAAUCCCCGCCCUGAAGAAAGAUGGACAGUACUGCACCGUCAAAGCCCCAAACCUGGGUGAAGAUCUGACGCAGAAAAGCGAGGCAUCCGAUGAGGCAAAACAAGACAAUAAUGGACCAAGCUUUGGGAGUAUUCCCUACAUCGCCAGACCUCACCAUAUUCAGACAAGUCACACAGCAUUCCUGGUGAAACUGAGAAAAUUUGCGAGUUAACGACAAUCCACCCUGGACAGAACUGAUCGUUUGAGA